AUGUCGUCCAAGUCGCAAUUGCCCUUUGGCACUCGUGCCUCCAGCCACCCCAACCCGCUGGCUCGGAAGCUGUUUGAGGUUGCUGAAGCCAAGAAGAGCAAUGUCACAGUGUCCGCCGAUGUCACCACCACCAAGGAACUCCUGGACCUGGCCGACCGCCUCGGACCCUACAUCGCCGUGAUCAAGACCCACAUUGACAUCCUGUCCGAUUUCAGCCCCAAGACCAUCAAUGGCCUGAAUGAGCUGGCCGAGAAGCACAAUUUCCUCAUCUUCGAGGACCGCAAGUUCAUCGAUAUUGGUAACACUGUCCAGAAGCAGUACCACGGCGGCGCCCUCAAGAUCUCUGAGUGGGCCCACAUUAUCAACUGCGCCGUCCUGCCAGGCGAGGGCAUCGUCCAGGCUUUGGCCGAAACUGCACAGGCCGAGGAUUUCCCCCACGGCUCUGAGCGCGGUCUGCUGAUCCUCGCUGAGAUGACUUCCAAGGGCUCCCUGGCCACCGGAGAGUACACUUCUGCCUCGGUAGAUUACGCGCGGAAAUACCCCAGCUUUGUGCUGGGCUUCGUCUCGACCCGUGCGCUGACCGAGGUUCCCUCGACCGUCACCGCUGCCGACAACGAGGACUUCGUCGUCUUCACCACCGGUGUCAACCUUUCAUCCAAGGGCGACAAGCUCGGACAGCAGUACCAGACCCCGCAGUCUGCUAUUGGCCGCGGCGCCGACUUUAUUAUCGCGGGACGUGGAAUCUACGCCGCUCCAGACCCCGUUGAGGCUGCCAAGCAAUACCAACAGCAGGGAUGGGAAGCCUAUCUGGCUCGUGUUGGUGCUGCCAGCCAAUGA
Molecule: messenger RNA, 837 nt
Organism: Penicillium longicatenatum
Lineage: Eukaryota; Fungi; Ascomycota; Eurotiomycetes; Eurotiales; Aspergillaceae
Gene: pyrG
Product: orotidine-5'-phosphate decarboxylase pyrG
Exons: 2
Coding region: 1-837 (278 amino acids)
Biological process (GO): 'de novo' UMP biosynthetic process; 'de novo' pyrimidine nucleobase biosynthetic process
Cellular component (GO): cytosol
Molecular function (GO): orotidine-5'-phosphate decarboxylase activity
Source: RefSeq, a predicted model, not a curated record